AUGUCAGAUCCAGUUGCGGAAUUCUUGGCACGUGAGCAAAAUGUUCUGGCUGGUAUAGAGGAUGAUUCGCUAGGAACUAGUCCUUCUCCUUAUGCCAAUAGCACUGGCAGAAACGAUAAAGCUGAAAAUGAUAUUGCUUAUGUAAACAAUGCUCGUUUGUUAAGCGGGACCAUUGAUUCUGGUUUGGAUCUUCCAACGCUAGCAAAUGGUGUGCAGCGCUCAAGCACAACUCCAUCACCUUCUCUUGUGGCAAUGAAUAUUGCAUCGAAACCGGAACCGGAGAAAAUAAAGAAAUGGCGAGAAGAGCAGAAAAUAAUGUUAGAGAUGAAAGAUAAAAAUGAAGAGAAAAAGAAAGAAGAAAUGAGAGCCGCUGGUAAAAAAGAAUUAGAAGAAUGGUAUGCGCGAAGGGCGGAAAGACUUGCAAAAACUAGAAUAGCUAAUCGGAAAGCCGAAGAGGAUUUCAUUUCUGACCGUGAGUCCUUGAAAGAUGGAGCUGAGUGGGAGCGCAUUGCUAAAUUAUGCGAAUUCAGCGCAAAAAAUUCGAAAACAUCAAGCGAUUUAUCACGGCUAAGCACUCUUCUUCUUAAACUCAAAACGCAAAAGGAAUAA
Messenger RNA from Cercopithifilaria johnstoni, 609 nucleotides. Lineage: Eukaryota; Metazoa; Nematoda; Chromadorea; Rhabditida; Onchocercidae. The record is from the annotation of a GenBank genome assembly.